Messenger RNA from Anopheles stephensi (Asian malaria mosquito), 671 nucleotides. It is a transcript of the gene mRpS23, whose product is annotated as probable 28S ribosomal protein S23, mitochondrial. Bases 118 to 612 code for a protein of 164 amino acids. The transcript is spliced from 3 exons. Gene Ontology annotation, molecular function: structural constituent of ribosome. The record is from RefSeq and is a predicted model, not a curated record. Gene Ontology annotation, cellular component: ribosome; mitochondrion. NCBI's taxonomy places the organism in Eukaryota, Metazoa, Arthropoda, Insecta, Diptera, Culicidae. Gene Ontology annotation, biological process: translation.
ACGCACUGUCAAAUAAACUAAACAGCUCGGCGUGUUUUGAUUUCAUAACAAGUUCAUUGGUCGGCCGCGGCAGGCAGCAACAAAAUCGACUGAAAUUUUGUGUAAAAACACAUCAGCAUGGCUAACAGUAGGUUGGAAAAAAUCGGAACAAUCAUAACAAGAACGCAAGGGCUCCUCAAGUCCGGUGCCAUGAAGUUUGACGAGCGACCGCUUUGGUAUGAUGUAGUGACCGCUUUCCCGCCCCUUGACGAACCACGGUACGAUCGUCCCGCCCCAAAAGUACCCGUUCGAGAAAUUUUCUACCAAGAAGACAUCGCUCGAGCCAAAUUCCACAAGUCUGGUAAAGCAACAUUCGCAACUAACUUGCUAGACACGAAUAACCUUACGCCGACUCAGCAAUUCAUCGGAAUUUACCAGCAUCUGUCCACACAAGGGGCACUGGACGAGCAGAAAGUGUUCGAAACAGCAAUUGAUCUUUUGGAAGAUAAAAUGCGCCAGCAAAGAGCCGACAAACGACCGGCUGAGAGUGCGACGGUCGAGCAGGUUGAGCUCUCGUCCAAACCUGAGGAUAGUGGCAAAACCGUACAACUGCAAGACAUAUUUAAAGAUUAAUAGUGUAGUGCAUUUAGAAGUGUAAUUCAAUAAAAUGAAACCAUUUUCAGUAGCUGGAA